Molecule: messenger RNA, 840 nt
Organism: Camelina sativa (false flax)
Lineage: Eukaryota; Viridiplantae; Streptophyta; Magnoliopsida; Brassicales; Brassicaceae
Product: F-box/kelch-repeat protein At3g18720-like
Molecular function (GO): protein binding
Source: RefSeq, a predicted model, not a curated record
AUGCGGGGUCAAAUAUAUAAGCAAGAUUUUCCAGAUUUAGGUUGCCAUGAGUUCCUUUGUUACAAGGAUGGUUGGUUGCUUACCUCAAAACGAGAUUUCCCCGUGUCGUUAUUCUUUCUUGACCCUUUUACCCGGGAGCGCGUCUACUUACCAUGGAAGGAUUACCAAUGCAUAGCUUUCUCAGCCGCUCGUACAUUAGCUAGUUGUUUGGUGGUCUCGAUCUUGAGUGCAAAUAUCUGGUCAGGUUUUAAGAUCAAGACUUGUCGCCCUGGUGAAACCAAAUGGACCAGCCAUCGCUACCCGACAAACAGACCCGGCCAUCUCGAAUGGUCUAAAUGUGUAUUUUCGAAUGGUAUGUUCUAUUGUCUCAGUACCUGCGGCCACCUCGGGGUUUUUGACCCGACCAGAGCAGCCUGGAAUAUUCUUCCUGUGAAACCCUGUCCCGCCUUUCUUUCUCAGACAGGUUUGGCUCGUUUGAGGGAGACCCGAUUGUUGGUGAUGGAGCAUGAAGGGGAUGUAUAUGUUAUCUCCACAAGCAAGAAAGCGUCCGUGUUUAAACUAGACCUUAAACGUAAGGUCUGGGAAGAGAAGAGAGAACUUGGUGGCUUGACAGUAUUUGCCAGUCAACCUACCUCUCUUACACGAGCUGGUCUCUUGAGGGAGAGGAAUAGAAUAUAUCCAUCGCAUGAAGCACAUAAGGGCGUGUACUACAACCUCGCUGAUGACAAAUAUAGUAGCCAUCGUCCCCCUGUAAUGAACUAUUUGUCUGACCGAAUCGCUUGGGUGGAUCCACCCCUCAACGAAGCUAAUUUGUCACCUUAUGAUGGUAUUAACUACUGA